Molecule: messenger RNA, 1503 nt
Organism: Seminavis robusta
Lineage: Eukaryota; Bacillariophyta; Bacillariophyceae; Naviculales; Naviculaceae
Source: the annotation of a GenBank genome assembly
AUGAACCUGUUGCUACUACUUUCGGGUGCAUCCAUUUUGAUGUCGGUUUGCCAUGGAUAUGCAUCAGGAGUUCCUCCCGUGGAUCGACGUGCUUUGGCAGGUUUGUGGAAGUUAACCCCUUCUGUCUUGUCCAUCAAAGAGUUUACCGUGCACCCCCUUAAACCACCUCAAAAGAAACAAGAUGAAGUGCACCUGAUGCUGAAGGAAGACGGUAGUUUUACCCGCUAUGAAGUGGACCCUGACGACGAGGCAGAAGGAGGAACUGACGUUGACAAGUCUUGGAAUCAGUACCUCAAGAAAGAUCAGAAUCAACCCGUCAAAACGCUCUUCAAGGGUACGUGGGACUACAGAGAUGGCGAACUCAUUCUAGCUGCUGACCGAGAUGAACAAAAAGCCAAAAGUGACAACUACAAUGCAGGUGAAGAUGAUACUCAGCACAAGGCAACCGUCAAGCAGCAAAACUUGUUCUGGAAAAAAGGAAAGGAUACUAUCCUCGUUGGAGCGGUAGUGGCCACUCAAACCAGAGCCAGUACCAACUAUAAUAUACCAAAUGCCACAUCUGCUGUUUCUCCCAAACAGCAACAAGAACAACAACCCACGUCAUCAAAACGGCAACAAAAGCUUAGUGUCCCCAUGGGCUCCGUACAGGUUGGUAAAUUCUUUUAUCCCAAGAACCACCCAUCUUUCUUUGAUCAACCCAUCUUUCAACCCAAAAGAUUUGGAACCUUUCAGCUCAAGCAAGUUCUCGGCAGUUUUCUCAAAGACGAGGAGGAUGACAAGCUCAUUGAAAAGUUUCGCAACAAGGACUUCCACAAUAAACGAUUCUUUCUCACAUCAUCUCCUAUUGAACCACGACGACCCAAAGGCAACGUUCGGUGGUCCAUCAAGUACAACAAAUACGUCGAGGACCCGCCGUCCAAGGAAGCCAAGAAGGCUGCCGAUGCCGAAAAGAAUCGUCUGGUAUCCACCAUUCGCGUCAUGAAGGUCAUGAUUCAUGCCAACAAUACGUUUAGUACCUUGGCGGGUUUGGGAGAUACCACAGUACUACGAGGACGAUUCAAUGUCAUUGGAGAAAAACGAGACAACGUCUGGAUGCAAUCGCUACGGUUUGGAUUUGGACGCUCUGUUUCGGGAUCCACCUACAGUGAGGGGAAUGCCCUAGGAGAGGAAACCAAAUGUUAUUGGGGAAAGAUCUCGUAUGAAGAUGAGGAAGACGAAGGAAAAGAACCAAACAUCAAUAACAACGACCCAACAGCGAGAGCCGCGUCAGCAAAUGAUGACAAUGACACUACAGAGGAAAAGCCGAAACGAUUACUCGUCAAGGGAACCGUCUUGGUUGGCUGGGGUCUGGAACCACAACCAAUUGCGAGCUUCAUCAUGCGGGAAGCAGAUGAUGAUGACGAGGAGGAAGAGGACGAGGAAGAAGACGGGAACGACACGUCAACCAACACUGAUGAGCUAGAUGGAGACGAUCCUUGGUCCAGCCCCGAUGCUUUCCAGUAG